UUCAUCGUCCACGUCGUCGACCAUGCUCACCUCGCGCGGCGUACACCGUCUCUCCCGCAGGGCGCUGAACAGCGCAAAGAAGACCAACGCGUUCUUCUCGUCCGCUGCGGUGCCCGCCAUCGCCGCCCGCGUCGCCCAUGCGCCCUCGUCACAACGCGCGCAGGCCCGUGCUCCCCGCGCGCCAGCGCAGUCCGCUCGCUCAUAUGCCACGGAGGCAAAGGCCAUCUCGGGCCAUGUGAAGACUGUCAUCGGUGCCGUCGUCGACGUGCAGUUUGAGACGGAGAACCUUCCUCCCAUCUUGAACGCGCUUGAGGUUGUCGACUUCCACGGUGGCCGUCUCGUCCUCGAGGUCGCCGCCCACCUGGGCGAGAACUCGGUCCGUACCAUUGCUAUGGACGGUACUGAGGGUCUUGUCCGCGGCCAGAAGGUCGUCGACACGGGUGCGCCCAUCAAGAUUCCCGUUGGUACUGCCACUCUCGGUCGCAUCAUGAACGUCAUUGGCGAGCCCAUUGAUGAGCGGGGUCCCAUCAAUGGUGUCAAGCUGUCUCCCAUCCACGCCGACCCUCCGGCCUUCGUGGAGCAGUCCACAACUGCUGAGGUCCUGGAGACUGGUAUCAAGGUCGUCGACUUGCUCGCGCCCUACGCCCGUGGUGGAAAGAUCGGUCUCUUCGGCGGUGCUGGUGUCGGCAAGACCGUGUUGAUUCAGGAGCUCAUCAACAACGUCGCGAAGGCGCACGGUGGUUUCUCUAUCUUCUGCGGUGUCGGCGAGCGUACUCGUGAGGGUAACGACUUGUACCACGAGAUGAUUGAGACCGGUGUCAUCAACCUCGAGGGUGACUCCAAGGUCGCCCUGGUGUUCGGUCAGAUGAACGAGCCCCCAGGUGCUCGUGCGCGUGUCGCCCUGACUGGUCUGACCAUUGCGGAGUACUUCCGUGACGAGGAGGGCCAGGACGUGCUCCUUUUCAUCGACAACAUUUUCCGUUUCACCCAGGCCGGUUCGGAGGUGUCUGCUCUGCUCGGUCGUAUCCCGUCUGCCGUCGGUUACCAGCCCACGCUCUCGACGGACAUGGGUGGCAUGCAGGAGCGUAUUACCACCACCAAGAAGGGGUCCAUCACGUCUGUGCAGGCCGUCUACGUGCCCGCCGAUGAUUUGACGGAUCCUGCUCCGGCUACCACCUUCGCUCACUUGGAUGCGACGACUGUGUUGUCGCGUCAGAUUGCUGAGCUUGGUAUCUACCCCGCCGUCGACCCUCUCGACUCGAAAUCCCGUAUGCUCGACCCCCGUAUCGUCGGCCACGAGCACUAUGAGGUCGCGACUGCUGUGCAGAAGAUCCUUCAGGACUACAAGUCGCUCCAGGAUAUCAUUGCUAUCUUGGGUAUGGACGAGUUGUCUGAGGAGGACAAGCUGACUGUCGAGCGUGCUCGUAAGAUCCAGCGUUUCAUGUCGCAGCCCUUCGCGGUCGCGCAGGUCUUCACCGGUUUCGAGGGCAAGCUCGUCUCGCUCAAGGACACCGUCCGGUCAUUCAAGGAGAUCCUCUCCGGCCAGCACGACACACUCCCCGAGUCUGCUUUCUACAUGGUCGGCACGAUCGAGGACGUCAAGACCAAGGCCGAUCAGCUCGCGAAGGAGAUGGGCGAGUCAUAAUCGGCUGUGUUGUAGCCGACGACGCGACGUGGACUGUGCUUGGAUGUGGCUCGGUGGACUGGAGUCGUUUCUUAGUUUAGAGCUGCAGUGCCAAUAAAAAGUAUAUUCUCUUUGCAAUGUCGAGCUUACUUCAUGCCUUGCAUCCGAGUGCAGUCGCGUACGUGCAUCAAAAUGUUUGUCUGGUCAAUCAAUGGGAUGGUAGCUUGUGUCGUA
Molecule: messenger RNA, 1858 nt
Organism: Rhodofomes roseus
Lineage: Eukaryota; Fungi; Basidiomycota; Agaricomycetes; Polyporales; Fomitopsidaceae
Product: ATP synthase F1 beta subunit
Exons: 6
Coding region: 23-1645 (540 amino acids)
Biological process (GO): proton transmembrane transport; proton motive force-driven mitochondrial ATP synthesis
Molecular function (GO): ATP binding; ATP hydrolysis activity; proton-transporting ATP synthase activity, rotational mechanism
Source: RefSeq, a predicted model, not a curated record